AUGAUUAAACGAUUCCCCACACCCGUUUUGAAACAAAAUUGGCCCUUCUUUGUUGCAGGUGCUAUCACAUAUUGGGGAGUUUCCAAAAUAACAACGGCAUCUGAGAAUUCUGACGAAUGGAUUAACGAUCCAAGAAAUCCCAGAUUUGCCAAAGGUGGUAAGAUCGUCGAUUUAAAUAAGGAUAAAGCUCAUGAAUGA
This is a messenger RNA of Naumovozyma dairenensis CBS 421, 198 nucleotides long. RefSeq names its product F1F0 ATP synthase subunit i (gene ATP18). The record is from RefSeq and is a predicted model, not a curated record. Gene Ontology annotation, molecular function: proton transmembrane transporter activity. The coding region runs from base 1 to 198 and encodes 65 amino acids. Gene Ontology annotation, biological process: proton motive force-driven ATP synthesis. The transcript has a single exon. NCBI's taxonomy places the organism in Eukaryota, Fungi, Ascomycota, Saccharomycetes, Saccharomycetales, Saccharomycetaceae.